Lodderomyces beijingensis is the source of this 2703-nucleotide messenger RNA. The record is from the annotation of a GenBank genome assembly. NCBI's taxonomy places the organism in Eukaryota, Fungi, Ascomycota, Pichiomycetes, Serinales, Debaryomycetaceae.
AUGCAUCAGACAACAGUCAAGAGUAUCAAGUUCGGGUCAGGUUCAUUGUCAGCAUCUUCUUCCACUACUUCGUUGUCGUCCUCAGCUUCGUCUUCGUACACUUCAACGGUGCCUUCGCAACAGCAGCUGCAAAAGCUGUUGUCUAGAACGGCAACGACACCUCCAGCUAGCACUAAUGAUACUAAUAGCACCGGCACUGGCGCCACUACAACUACUUCACACCAUCAUCACCACUACCAUCAUCUCAACGGUAAUAGAGCCAACGGAAACGGCCCCUUUGCCGAAAAAAAUGUCGAGAAGCACACAAACGGCCAUGUUGUGCACCUGAACAGCCCCCAACUGCAAAGCGCUUCUGUUGAACACCACCACCAUUACCACCACCAUCAUCAUCACCAUGCAACGCCAACGUCAUCUUCGAUUUUCCCCACCACGUCGAGCUUGCGUGAUAUCUUGUCGCUUGUUUUCAUUAUGCUUGCCUUGCCUCAAUCCUUUUCCUUGGUCUGUUGCAUCGUUUACUUGAUGUUGGGCUCAAAUUUCAUGGGAGGAAGGUUUUUGAUCAACUACUUGUUGCCCAAGGAACAUCGAUUCAUUUAUCGAGGAUUGAAAGAUAUGUCUUUUUCUGCGCUCAAGAUUACCAUCAUUGACUCCAUCAUUUACUUGACAUUAACACGGUUCCUUAGAAAGAAAAACUACUUCAACUAUUUCAUUCUUUUGUCCAAGUCGAUUGUACUGAGCGAGUUGAUUGGCUCCUCCUCGAUCAACUAUAUCAGCUCCAUUUCCAGCAAAAAAAUCAUCACCAAGAUCCAAUACGACGAUAAGAACAAGAUGUUUUUCAACAAUAACCUUGUCAAUGCCUUGUUUUGCUUUAUAAUCAUCAACUACAUCAACUAUAUACUAAAUUGGUUCCAGUUCUCCUCCAUGCAUCUAGAUAUUUCGCCAUCAGCCACUGAUCAUGUCACGUUUUCCCAGAUUCUACAAAAUAGAAUCUUGCCGAUUAAUCUAUCGUAUAUCAACAAUUUCAACUUUCACGACUACAAGACUCAAGUUUAUUUAUUCUUAUCGAUACAUAUAAUCAAUCGAGCCAUCUUUACCAAGAAAUCAACAAUUAUACAAAACUCAGUGCCCAACAUUGGCAGCGGCGAUGAAGUUACCGUUAAUGUGGACCUGAAUAAACUUUUAGACAUUGAAAUUAAUAUCAAGCCGGGGGAAGAGUUUAAAAAUCACAAAAAUUGGAACUCGAUUGCUUUUAAAAAUUUCGAAAACUUUGUUGUUUCGCCGUUCAAUAGUAAACUCACCAAAUUGAAGAACAGAAUGCGAGCAUCUUCAAUUACAAAACCAAUCAUUGCGCCAAGAUCAAACCCGAAUAAUGCUGCUGCUUCUGCUUCUUCUGCUUCUUGUUCUUCUUCUGCUGGUGCUGCUGGUGCGGCUCAUACUUCUCCCACCACUUCCACUAAUACCACCACCACCACCACCACCACCACUACCACGACGUCGUCGUCGUCGCCAACUUCAAAGUCUUUGAUGACGACUACCAUUGCUCCAAAUGUAACCAUCAUUGAGAAUACAAUCAUUGUUCAGCCAUUCUGGUCCAUCAUUGCUGCUUGCAAGGCCAUGUUGAAGAACCCGAACCUAUUCAAUGGAGAACCAACCAAAAGCAGACACCAUACCACAGCACUCGACUCGGGAAAGGAUCGACAACAAGAAUCACCACACCAACAGCACCUGCCUAUGGCUGUUGUGGUGAUUGAUUCUACCAAAGUUGUGUUUAAAAUCUUGGCUAGCACAUUUGAUCAGAAUCUCUUUGUGAAAUUAAACAGCAUAGUUUGGUCAUGUUUCAAAAUCUUCACUCCUGAUGGUAAUGGUGGUGCCUCGUACCUCGCGAUUUAUGGGUUAACUCCACUUUUCCAGUAUGAAGUCGAGAUAUUCAGCAAAAACAAGCUUGUUAAUUACUUUCUCGUAAACACCACCAAUGAUAACAAUGAGAUCAGCAACCAGUCGUUGACUGAAAACUCGUCGUUGAUGACGUUGCAGACUUCGCUUGUCUCGACCAUGUCUCAAACCGAUCUUUUGAAACAAAAGUUGAAAAAAUUUAAAAAGGAUGAAAACAAAAAGAUUGCCGAUUUGCGAAACUCCAUUGAUGUGCUCAAGAACAAGAUUUCCAAAUACAACAGCACCAAGCCAGCAAAUGAGAACCGUGUCUUUGGUAAAAUUCAAGGUUUGAAGCAUUCGGUGAUUCAAUUGGAAAAUGAAAUUGACGCUGUUAAGAGUGAAAUCGGCGAGGCUCAGCAGCAGGAAGAAAAACUCAAGCAGGAUGUAUCCAUGAAGCAAGACUUGCAGAAUGAAGAAAUCAAGAACUUGGAAGAAGAGUAUGCCAAUCAUGAAGUGCGAAUCAAGGAAAUGAAAUCUCAACUUUCCAAGAUCAAGCAGGAUUCGAGCCAAUUUGCUUCCAAGUACCAGAAACUCCUUGUAAAGCAAACGGCUAAGCAAGAAGAAGUGAAGCAAGUGCAACAAGAGUUGAAGAAUUUGAAAAAGAAUGAAAUCUUGAAUAAGUUCACCAAGAGAAUCAAAAAGACCAAUGAAAAAUUUGAAACUAUUCUUCCAAAGAUCUUUCAUGAAACCGAGGCAUUAAAGGCCGAAUGUCGUCAAUUGUUACAAUCCAACGGUGAGCACGCUGAAAACGGGGAUGAGUAUGUACAUGUAUAG